CCCAUUCAGAAACAACCGGUACAUGAGAGAACAUGGCUGCGCAGGUGGCAACCACGAAGGUUCCGGAGGUGCGUGAUAUCACUCGGAUAGAGAGGAUUGGUGCACAUUCUCAUAUUCGUGGCCUUGGUUUGGAUGAUGCCUUGGAACCACGGCAGGUAUCGCAGGGGAUGGUGGGUCAGCUGGCAUCCCGGAGGGCAGCAGGGCUGAUACUUGAAAUGAUCAAAGAUGGGCAGAUUGCUGGUCGUGCAGUUCUUAUUGCAGGACAGCCUGGGACGGGCAAGACUGCUAUUGCUAUGGGCAUUGCUCAGUCCCUUGGCCCUGACACACCUUUCACUGCUCUGUCUGGGAGUGAGAUUUUCUCUCUGGAGAUGAGCAAGACAGAGGCUCUGAGCCAGGCCUUCCGCAAAGCCAUUGGAGUCCGGAUUAAAGAGGAGACAGAGAUUAUUGAAGGAGAGGUGGUAGAGAUUCAGAUCGACAGACCUGCUACAGGAACAGGUGCAAAAGUAGGUAAGCUCACGCUGAAGACAACAGAGAUGGAGACCAUCUAUGACCUGGGAAACAAAAUGAUCGAGAGUCUCAGUAAAGAGAGAGUACAAGCUGGGGAUGUGAUCACCAUUGAUAAAGCCACAGGAAAGAUAAGCAAGCUGGGCCGGUCUUUUACUCGUGCAAGAGAUUACGAUGCCAUGGGGGCACAGACACAGUUUGUGCAGUGCCCAGAGGGAGAGCUGCAAAAACGGAAGGAGGUAGUUCACACAGUCUCACUUCAUGAAAUUGAUGUCAUCAACAGCCGCACACAGGGAUUCCUUGCCUUGUUUUCAGGCGACACGGGAGAGAUUAAGUCAGAGGUUCGGGAGCAGAUCAAUGCUAAAGUCUCUGAGUGGAGAGAGGAAGGCAAAGCUGAGAUCAUUCCUGGGGUUCUCUUCAUAGAUGAAGUCCACAUGUUGGAUAUAGAAUGCUUUUCUUUCCUAAAUCGUGCUUUAGAGAGUGAUCUCUCACCUGUCCUCAUCAUGGCCACUAACCGAGGCAUCACCCGCAUUAGAGGCACCAACUACCAGAGUCCUCAUGGUAUUCCCAUAGACAUGCUUGACCGUCUGCUGAUUAUUGCUACAACCCCCUACACUGAGAAAGAGACCAGACAGAUCCUGAAGAUUCGGUGUGAGGAAGAGGAUGUAGAGCUCAGUGAGGAGGCACACACAGUUUUAACACGUAUUGGACAGGAGACCUCACUCCGCUAUGCCAUACAGCUCAUCAGUACUGCAGGCCUGGUGUGCCGCAAACGCCGGGGCACGGAAGUUCAAGUGGAGGACAUAAAGAGGGUCUACUCUCUUUUCCUGGAUGAGUCUCGCUCCUCACAGUACAUGAAGGAGUACCAGGACUCCUUCCUCUUCAACGAAACACAAUCCCCUCAGAUGGAUACCUCGCAAUGAGCGGAACUGUGGAGAGGCAUGUGAAGAACCUCCUGUGAAGUUCAGCUACACUUGUGACCUCGCCCCUUGCAGAGCCAUCAUAGAAAUGUUCAGUCUUUAAGUGUAUUUGUUCAUAAUUUUAGUUUUCUCUCUUUCUCUCAUAUAUUUUAUGUUUUGCAUUGAAUAAUAAUAAUAAAUAAUAAUAAAAAAAUGAUUUCUGAAGAAUUUAUUCUUGUUUUGCUUUAUAAAAUGGCAAC
This is a messenger RNA of Xyrauchen texanus (razorback sucker), 1663 nucleotides long. RefSeq names its product ruvB-like 2. Lineage: Eukaryota; Metazoa; Chordata; Actinopteri; Cypriniformes; Catostomidae. Gene Ontology annotation, biological process: chromatin remodeling; box C/D snoRNP assembly; regulation of transcription by RNA polymerase II. Gene Ontology annotation, molecular function: ATP hydrolysis activity; DNA helicase activity; ATP binding. The transcript is spliced from 15 exons. The record is from RefSeq and is a predicted model, not a curated record. Bases 33 to 1427 code for a protein of 464 amino acids. Gene Ontology annotation, cellular component: R2TP complex; Ino80 complex; NuA4 histone acetyltransferase complex.